This is a messenger RNA of Salmo salar (Atlantic salmon), 2824 nucleotides long. Its product is annotated as P2R1A-PPP2R2A-interacting phosphatase regulator 1. Lineage: Eukaryota; Metazoa; Chordata; Actinopteri; Salmoniformes; Salmonidae. The record is from RefSeq and is a predicted model, not a curated record. Gene Ontology annotation, molecular function: protein serine/threonine phosphatase inhibitor activity.
AUAUCUAACCAGGGUGAGGCGCUGUUAUGACAGAUUACGAAGUACCGCUAUUUGGUGGAGGACUAUGUUGUGAAAUCUUUCAAUUAGUUAUAUUUUUGAUAAAUAGUUACAUUUUUGGGAUAUUUUGUCGAUUUCGUUGAGGACGCAAUGAACAACUUGACCGGAGGAUGGAACUUUUCAACGACGCAAAUGUUUUGUUGAGGACUGUUGUGUUUUAUUCUCUGACUGGUUAGCUACUAGCUAGCUAGCCAAGUUGGUGUUAAUGGUUAGCUACUGUAGCUAGCUAGCUAACCCUAAAAAGUCACGUCUCCAGCUGGCCGCCUAACCUAAUUUCCCUUAAAAGUUAUUGUAAGGGAUAUAUCUCUCUAGUUGACAGUAUUGGUCAAGUAUGUGUUUGUUUAGCCUUUGUGCGACAACAGGAAUUGCGUUUGAGUACUUUAUAAGGUUAGCUAGUUACGAAUAGUCGCUUGCUAUAACUUGAGCCAAGUCUGACUUCAUCUAACAAAAAUGAGAUAGAGGGACGAGACCAAGGACAUUUCCCGCUGAUUUAGCUGCUCUGAAUUGGACCGUAGGAUUUGUGUGUGAGGCCUGCAGGUCGGGCUUUCACCCUGAUAGAGUAGGGCCGUACGCCGCCUCUGAGCGCUCCUAAGCCAGCAGCUCGCGCUGCUAGGCUGGAGGCCGGUGAUUUCAAGAAAUGGAACGAAUGGAAGUGGACCAGUGCGCAGGCGCAGCUGCCGGGAGCGGAGGCGGGGCUCUUCGUAGAUCGAACAGCGCCCCCAUGAUCACGAGUGUCAGCGAUGGUAUGACAGUGUUCAGUCCAACUAUUUCAGCCCGGUAUCGACGGAGCAGUGUCUCUGUCAACCCCAGCUGUCCUUCUCUGGCCGUCCCCCUGUCCCCUUUCUCAUUGGGUGGUGAGAGACCAGACCACAAAAGGCAGGAAGAGAAUAUGGAGAUGACACUCAGGGGGAGUCUUCAGAGACUGAGUGCUUCCAACCUGGUCCCUCCUGUCAGUCACUGGCAUGACAAUUCAUCAGUGGGAUUCCAUUUACCGGACAGUGGUGUCACACCCAAUUCGUCCCCUAGUCCAACUCGAAGGUUUAGGGGGCCAACAGUCAGCUCUACUGUGAGAUGGCCUGCCCUGACUCCACUGAAAAGGAAAGGAGGAGUGGAGUCUGAUGGUCCGCCGAAGAAGCUGUUUGUUGCCGGGGUAACAGAUCCUGCUCACCGAACUAGUUACACAGUCAGUGUGUCUCAGGCAUCUGCAGACUCUCCUACAGGUGGUGUGUCUGUGUGUGGUGCUAGUACCCAGGGUAGUACCCUGUACCUGUCUCCUCCCCCCUCAUUCACCUCUCACCAGCCCAAUAUCUAGAAACCACAACACCAGCAGCCUAUCACAGACCAGGACUACAGUCAGUCCUAGAUUCUACUCACAGCCUAUCAGAACGCUCCUCUCCCUCAAACCAUCAGAGCCUUGGGGAUACUCAUCAUAUUCCUUGGCUCCUGACGUAAUCAUGUCUUGAGUUGUAAUCAAGAUAAUAUAUAGAUGUUACACAAAGACUGGCACCUGUGCUUUGUUAAUCAGAAGGUUGCAUGAAAUGCCCUGCCAAAGGAAGUCGGGUGAAGAGACUAUAUUUUUCCUUGUUGGGCUUUUGUUUAUAUCAAAGUUAGAGGUGUUAAAAGGCCUUGUCCGGAGUUGUGUUCAGGGGUAAUGGUGAGGGCACGUUGUAAUCCCACUGAACGAGACCCAAUAGUCCUGUAUUUUUUGAUAGUCCAGAAGUAAGCGCUCAAAAAUGAGACAUGAAGACAAGGUGUCACAGCAGACUGUCGAGCCAGCGGUGGCUCAGUUUGUCUAUGUGAAUAGUGUAUUAAUAUGUGAAUACUGAUAUAAGCAGGGCUGCCUUUAAGGCAGGACUGGGAGUUGGUUCUCUGGCUGAGGGGGUUUGUUCUGUAGAUAUAGAAUCCCUAGGCAAAGCUCUGCCCAGAGGACCCACCCAGUCCUGGUCCUUUAUGGCCUAAACCUAAUGAGAGAUUGGCAUGAAUACUCACCUCUUGACAGGUGUGUGUGAACUUUAGUUUGAUAGAAGGGACCUCGACUGGUGAUCUCAGUCCUCUGGGUAGAGCGUGAUAUUACCCUUUCUCUACAUGCAUACUACUUUAAAAAGGGUAGCCUGUGGGGUGUUAUCAAAUUUUCCCAUUGAUUACAUGAAUGUUAUUAUUUGACUUCUGUAAUGUGGUAUGGUUGUACAUGCUCAGGACCCUCAUAGAUAUUGUGAAAUAUCAUAAGUGACAUCAUGGGUAUAUCACGUGGUUUGGGUUGAUGUAAUCUAUGGGAAAGUUCUGUUUUUUAAUCCCAUGCAUGAGUCUGUGACCUCCAGACCUUUUGACUUGUGAAAUAGAGUACAAGCUGCUUAGAGAAGUGUCUUAUACAAAAACAAAUAAUGUUAUUGAUAGUAACUAUGUGUAAUACUCUUCAAAUGCCCUUUCCAGAGCUGAGCUUUACAGCAACAGACAGAUUAUUUUCUCUAAAUCUUGUCUCCUUUUUGUGGAUGGAACAUUCUACUUCCAAUUAAGAUUUUGCACAGUAUUAGUUUCACAUUAUUAAUCAAUAUUGCUGUUACACAAAUAGGAUCCUGAUUAAGACAUGCUGUUGCGUUGUAUAUUUGUUGCUUAAUUUGCUCAUUUCUCAUUGGGUCUCUGUCCUGUCUCAAAGAAGUGCUUAGGUCAGCAAGGGUUGAGGGUCAUCUUCUGAUCUUAACCCCAGAUUUGUUUUUCCUCAGUGACAAUCAGUGAAUUUGGAGGGAAAUAAAAACUCCAGUUGUUUUAA